Messenger RNA from Paraphaeosphaeria sporulosa, 2580 nucleotides. RefSeq lists its product as uncharacterized. Gene Ontology annotation, biological process: regulation of transcription by RNA polymerase II; DNA-templated transcription. Gene Ontology annotation, cellular component: chromatin. Lineage: Eukaryota; Fungi; Ascomycota; Dothideomycetes; Pleosporales; Didymosphaeriaceae. The transcript has 2 exons. The record is from RefSeq and is a predicted model, not a curated record. Bases 1 to 2580 code for a protein of 859 amino acids. Gene Ontology annotation, molecular function: DNA-binding transcription factor activity, RNA polymerase II-specific; zinc ion binding; RNA polymerase II cis-regulatory region sequence-specific DNA binding.
AUGUGGAAGGACGCUGAAGGUAAAAUCGUAACCAAGAAGCCUAACUUGGGUUCCUCCGUCGACGGCCGAGAGCAUUCUAGCUCUGCACCCCAACAGUCACAAGCAGAGGACCCACUGCAGUCACUCUCGGAGCUCACCCAGUUCGAGUCUCGCGAACACGGCGCGCCAAUAUCUCCACUUUCAUGUGACCCUUCGCUCUGCCACUCUACGUUCGACGACCACGACUCUGGCAUUGCAAGCGGCUACCCUCCUACUAACUUGGAUGUGAACGCACUGUCUGGAUCCGAAUCAUUGUCUCCCAUUGACCAGCAAUUCUGGUCUACCAGUCUCCCUCAACCUGAACCGGAACCUCUUGCACCUCUAGUAUUCAACGAUGCUCCGUUUGACGACAUCUUCAACCCGGAUACGGCAAGCUCUUUCAACAAUCCAUUCACAACCAUGAACAAUUAUCAAUGGCUGUUCUCUAUCGAUGGCUUCGAGCAACCAUCAAUACAGCCUGUGAUGAAUGACCCUUUCUCUCCAUUUCAGUUUAACAAUUCGGUUUCUCGACCCAGUCAUGUCUUCGAUCUACACCUUGAUCAUUUGAUCGUCGACGACGACAACAACAACAACAACAACAACAACAACAACAACAACAACAACAACAACAAGCCUCGGUCUACUGCAGCAAACUACGGCUCUGGUCCUUCGCAGAGAACGGACUCUCCACAGCAAAUGUCGCCACCAGCUGCAUUCGUUACUCCACCAUUGACGGAGAAUACACAAACAAGCCGUAAACCCUCUGAGCAAGAGGAAGCCACACAGAGCAAUAUGGUCAACGCCUUCUCAGAUGCUUUUCCACAACAGUCGGGCAGCACUCAAACCCCUUUGGAUCUCGAGCGACCGAUGUCGCUACUGCAGCCAUCGAGAUGCUUGCCCAUCAUCGACGAGCUAGCCCGCCAACAAGUACUAGAUUUGAUCGAUAUUGCUCAGCCCACUGCUCCGGAUGGCAGCCUAGUCAUGCGCGAUCACCCGCUUCUAUCGCUCUCAUGUCUCCAGACGUACUGUGACCUCUUCUUCACUCGCUUCAACACAACAUAUCCUUUGAUCCAUAUGUCGACGUUCGACCCAUGUAAUGUUGAUACAUUGCUGCUGGUUUCGGUCUUACUGCUCGGAGCUACAUACGGGGAGAAAGAUGCGCAUCAACUCGCUGUCUGCAUCCACGACGUCGUUCGACCACAAAUUUUCGCGAACGCUGGUUUCUCUGCGAAGCCGGACCUCUGGGUACUACAGACCAUCUUGCUGGUCGAAUGUUUUGGCAAGAGCCGAGCUGGCCAGAAACAGCAUGACAUGAGCCACCUGUUCCACGGCCUUUUGAUCAAUCUGAUCCGGCGAAGCGAUUGUCAAUCGAUCCGCCCACCAACACUUGAAGACGCGACGGACGAUCUAGAAGAUGAUUGGCGGACCUGGGUAGACGCUGAGCAGAAGAAGAGGCUUGCCUUUCUCUGCUUCAUGUGGGACACACAGCAUGCUGUUCUAUUCUGCCAGUCCUUGUGUAUGUCGGCAUUCGAAUUACGGUCGAAUCUACCAUGCGACCAAUCGCUCUGGGAGGCCGACUCAGCAGAGAGCUGGCACCAGCUUCGCCAGAAGCAACCUUCAAGUCUCCUCUUCUUAUCCUGCCUGAAGAUGUACCUCAACCCCUCCGCUUCGGUUUCCGUCCCCAAGAACCUCAACGCACUAUCUCGAGCGCUACUUCUACACGGACUGAUGUCUAUCGCCUGGGACAUGCAACGGCGGGACCAGACAUCCCUCGGCGUCGUCGACACAAAUCCGCUCGGCAACUGGCAAACCCGUCUGGCAACAUCAUACAAGGCUUGGGACAAGGACUUCGAAGCGUUUUCCUCAUUCUAUUUAGGGCGCUUGCCGUCUGCGACACAUGCUCUUGCCAAAGAAUUUCAGGCUUUCCACACAGCUGUCUCCUCUCUGUACCACUCCGCACACAUCCUCCUCCAUACCCCGUUCCUCGACCUCCAAAUCUACGCCGGCGCAAGACACAUCCUUGGCCGCCCCGUCGCACGAGCAGACUACGCUCGCAGCCAGAAAGUUGUCAAGAAAUGGGUCGCCGACAAUCUCAAAGAAGCUGGCAAAGCAGUUUGGCAUGCCGCUGCGCUCGUCGAGCAAGGUAUUUCCAUCCUUGACACCGACUCGUCGUCCAGCGACCUCGGAGGCAGCCGUCUUUGGCACCUGCCUUGGGCGGUGUAUCUUGGUACGCUGACUGUUUGGGGCGUGUGGUAUGCGCGUCCUGUCUCGCCACACUCAUCUGGUCCACACGAUGAAGAUGAGGAUGAGAUUAUAUGGGACCCGCAGGCAGAAAUGACAGGCUUGUUGGAGACGAUUUUGAAGAGUAACGGGGAGCGGCUUUUGGAAGUUGGCUACGAAAGGGGAAUUGCGGGAGGUAUGGGCAAGAGAGGUACGAAUGGGUUAGCUGCUGUCGUCAGUCGGUGUUUAGGGAAGGUGCGAUGGGCCGUUGUGCAUGAUGGGAUGAUGGUGCUCAGGGGUCUAGUGCAAUGGAGGUUGGUGGGCGGAGGAGGGAUGUUGUGA